AUCCCGGGCCGCAUGCGCUGCUUGUGGCACUCUCUGCUUGCCCCGCCGCCGCGCAGUACCGCACCAUGCCGCCUCCGCCGUAUCCGCUGCUGCCGCCGCCGCUGCCGCCGCCGUUUCCGUCACCGCGACCAACUUCAGGGUGGAAGCCCGUAUCCGGUGGCAGCGGGCCGUGCGCGAUCGGCCCGGGGCGCGACCUGAGCGGUUGCGACUUCGCGAACGCCGACAUGUCGAAUCAGGACCUGACGGGCGCGACACUCUUGAAUGCGAUUCUCGACGGCGCGUACCUGCGGGGGACGAGGCUGGGGCAGGCGACGCUGACGGGGGCGAGCUUGCGCGGGGCGGAUCUCACCAACGUCAACCUCGGGCUCGCGCUCUUCGACUCGGUGGAUGCGCGCGGCGCGAGACUCGACAACGUGUCGCUCGACCAGACGGCGAUGGAGAGGAGCGACCUGUCUGGAGCUAGCAUGAGCAGAGCGAGGUGCCUCGGCUGCGACCUGACCAGCACGGUCCUCAAGCGGGCAAACUGGACGUCUGGUGAGAUCCGGGGCGCGUCGAUCCACGGCAUGCACGCGCCGUCGCUGCUCCUCGACAACGCCACCCUCGCAGACGUCGCCUUCCUCGACUGCUCCCUCUACUCUGCGUCGCUCAAGCAUGCACAGCUCGAGCGAGUCACGCUGCAGAAGGUCGACGCGCCGCUCCUCGACCUCGCCUUCUCCUCGCUGCUCGAGAUGAGGCUAGUCGACACCGUCCUCGACGGAGCCUCCCUGCAGUCGGUCGUGGUCAACGUGAUGCACCUCGAGGCAGUCAAGAUGCGACGCGCCAACUUCUGCGGCGCCCAGCUCU
Emiliania huxleyi CCMP1516 is the source of this 843-nucleotide messenger RNA. RefSeq lists its product as hypothetical. The transcript has 7 exons. The annotation marks the transcript as partial. The record is from RefSeq and is a predicted model, not a curated record. Lineage: Eukaryota; Haptophyta; Isochrysidales; Noelaerhabdaceae.